Messenger RNA from Tarenaya hassleriana, 1300 nucleotides. Its product is annotated as protein SRG1. The coding region runs from base 50 to 1144 and encodes 364 amino acids. The transcript is spliced from 3 exons. Lineage: Eukaryota; Viridiplantae; Streptophyta; Magnoliopsida; Brassicales; Cleomaceae. The record is from RefSeq and is a predicted model, not a curated record.
ACCUGUUUUUCAUAUUUAUUGUAAAAAAAAAACUAUUAUUUAAGAAAACAUGGUUUCUACGAUUGGAAUCAGUUGGCCGGAGCCGGUGGUUUCGGUCCAUGCCCUGUCCCAGACAGGCAUAACCACCGUACCGGACCGGUACGUGAAACCGGCGAAUCAGAGGCCGGUUAUGCGCACAAACCCGUUCGACGAUGAAUUGGACAUCCCAGUGGUGGAUCUCAGCGACCUCUGGAGCACUGAUCACGACCCCAGCAGGAGGAUCGAGACGCUGAGGCGCGUGGGUAACGCGUGCAGGGAGUGGGGGUUCUUCCAGGCGGUGAACCACGGUGUGAGCCACGCGCUGCUUGGGUGCGUGAGGGAAUCUUGGCGGGAGUUUUUCGGGCUGCCGGCGGAGGAGAAGCGGCGGUUCGCGAACUCUCCGGCGACGUACGAAGGGUACGGAAGCCGUCUUGGUGUGGACAAAGGUGCCGUUUUGGAUUGGAGUGAUUACUUCUUCCUUCAUCACACACCUUCCUCUCUCAUGAACCCUUCCAAGUGGCCAUCUCAGCCUCCUCGUAUCAGAGAGCUAAUAGGGGAAUAUGGAGAAGAAGUGAGAAAGCUGUGCGAGAGGCUGAUGGAGACACUGUCGGAGAGUUUGGGGUUGGAACCGAAGUAUCUAAUGAAGGCAUUCGGAGGGGAAGACAAGGUGGGAGCCUGCCUCCGCACAAAUUUCUACCCAAAAUGCCCUCAACCGGACCUCACUUUGGGCCUCUCUUCCCAUUCCGACCCCGGUGGCAUCACCGUUCUCCUCCCCGACGACAACGUCACCGGCCUCCAAGUCCGCCACCUCGACCGUUGGGUCACGGUUAAACCCAUCCCCAAUGCUUUCAUUGUCAAUAUCGGAGACCAAAUCCAGAUUAUAAGCAAUGGGAUCUACAAGAGUGUGGAGCAUAGAGUGAUUGUGAAUUCGGUUAAGGAUAGAGUUUCCCUGGCAUUCUUCUACAACCCAAGAAGUGAUAUACCUAUCGAACCGGCCAAAGAUCUGUUAACCGAAGACGAACCGGCUCUCUAUAGACCGGUUAAGUUUGAUGAGUACCGGCUUUUGAUUAGGCAAAAGGGACCCUCUGGCAAACAUCAAGUCGAAUCAUUAUUGGCAAAUAUAUAAUACGUGAGAUAUAUAUAUCACGAACAUGUGUGUUUUCAAAUAUAGAUAUGCUAUACGUAAAAAAUUGUAAACGCAAAAUCAAAUGUUCUGUAGCAUCAUAUGUAAUUUGAAUCAUGCAAAUAAAGAUAUUGUAAGUCAAUUAAUAUCUGAAUUUAA